CUCCGCAUGUUACUGCUGCUAUAAAUUUAGUGGAACGUAACCAUUCAUCUACUUCCUUAAAAUGUUUCCAAUAUAAUUUUCUGGAUUUUCAUUCUUUCGCUUUUGUUGAAUUGUCACAUAGAACUAAAGUGUUUAUAAAACUUUCUUAUGAAUAACACAGAUAAAACAUUCAGUGAGAGCGGAAAAGAAGCCGCUAGUGCCAACUAUUCUGUUCAAGCUGAAGCACCACCUGCACCAGACAUGAAACGUUCAGCAGCAAAGCAGUUGAUAGAGGUGUAUUAUUCCCAGCUUACAGACGGUUGUGGAAAUGAUCACUGUAGCAACGUUCAUUGUGCCUCCUCACCUUACUUUGAACUCAGGGGGAAAGAUUGUAAUGCUCUUGCCGUGAAAUCAAUUGAUCUCUACAAAGACAAGGCACAGCUUUGUGAACAAAACAAGAACAAGAUUCCACGUAAUGACGAACUUGUGGUUCCCGGUCCUUCUUCCCAGAAGAAGCCAGAGACUAGUGUGGUUCCAAAGACGUUAUCGCUGACAGAUGGUGUUGUACAAGAACAUGCUACUGCUUCCACUUCAAAUUCACCCCUUGGCGCAUUUCCAAAAUCAAAAACAGCAAUAGCGACAGUGACAAAAGAAACAGUAUUUUUGAACAAGGAAAAAUUAGACUCCAUUCUGGAUGAAUGUAAGGAGAUGCAUUCUUGGUCAUCACUGGUCAAAACGAUUGGUCUUGUGUUUUCCAACCCAGAUACUCUGCUCCAAAGUUUUCAGUGCAAAGAGCGGGAUGAUCAAAUGGAAGUAGAACACAAUGAGUUUAUUGAUAUACGAAAAACAAAAGCGCAGACUUCGACUCAAGGAACUAAGAUAAAUGUUGAUUUAGAUUCCCUAAGAGAGGCAUAUAGCUCACUGGUUGGCAUUCCAGAUCUGCCAUUCCAGAAUGCACUCAUUAACGCCAUAGUGUCUUUGUCAAAAGCCAUUGUGUUAGAUUUAAGGUAUAACAAACCAAUAGAGAAGUGUCCGAAUUACCUGAACAUCUUUGUGAUCAUUAUGGAGAUCCCACUUCUACAUAGCCCCGAGUUUAUUGACUCCGCCUACCCUGAGUUCUGUAAAGCCCUCGGUCGGGUACCGCUUGCAGGGCAAAGUGAACUAGCUAAGUACUGGUCAAAGUUUAGUGCAGAAAGACUUCAGGAAAUGGUGCAGUCAUUACAACAAUUGAUCACUGUGAAGUUGUGUGACGCGGAUGAAUCCCGAUGGUCAAACGGAGCUCAUUUGAAUGAUGAUGAAAUCAUCACUGGCCCAGUUCGUGUCAUGAAAAUUCUUUAUUAUGCAAGUUUAUAUGGUGGCGUCAGAGAUUCAAUUGAAAUGCUAAAAACAGAGCAAAAGAUAGUUGAAUCUGAAAAUGAACUUCAAUCAGAAUUGUUUGCUGGUGCUGGUGCUGUUGGCAUGGACAGAGAAAUCAAAGAGAUCAGGCAAGCCAAUGAAGACCCUCUAGGAAAAGAAUUGGGAGUGCGGGCUGCAGACUGCAGAAAACCUCUUGUGCCCUUUGAAGAUUUUGUAAAUGAACUACUGAAUGAGAAAAUCAGUGUAGAGACAGACUAUAAGUAUAAGCUUGAGAGUGAAGGCGAAGACUUAGCGCAUACGGCGCAAGUAAAGUUCUCCUUCGCUAACCAUAGUUUCAUACUGAACAUGCCCUCCAAACAGAUGAGCCUGUACCUGGACAGUCGUGUCCAGAUGUACAAGGAAAGGCGGUCAUCGGUCAUUCAGACGCUCAUUCAUGGAUGGGCCAUGAUGCCGUUUCUACGGUUACGAGUGUCCAGGAACUCCUUAAUCAAUGAUGCGCUGGUUGCUUUGGAGAUGAUAGCCAUGGAGAACCCGGCUGACCUCCGCAAGCAGCUGUAUGUGGAGUUUGAGGGGGAGCAGGGGGUGGAUGAGGGAGGGGUGUCAAAGGAGUUCUUCCAGCUCAUUGUUGACGAAAUCUUCAAUGUGGACUUUGGGAUGUUCACCUACAACACUGACACACACACAUUCUGGUUCAACUCGAUGUCCUUCGAAAAUGACGGCCAGUUCACUCUGAUUGGCAUCGUGUUGGGUUUGGCUAUUUACAACAGCACCAUUGUGGACGUACACUUCCCGCCAGUCGUUUACCGCAAACUGGCUGGAAAACUGGGAACCUUCGCUGAUAUGAAGGAUGUUGAUCCGACGCUUGCCCAGAGCCUGCAUGAGAUGCUGGACUAUGGUGGGGAGGAUUUUGAGGACGUGUUUAUGCAAACAUUCCUCAUCAGCUACAAGGACGUUUUUGGCUCAACAAUCACUCAUGAGCUUAGAGAGAAUGGCGACUCUAUACCAGUCACGCAGGAAAACAAGAGGGAGUUUGUGGACAUGUAUGCAGACUUCAUCUUAAAUAAGUCCAUAGAGCGUCAGUUUAGGGCAUUUAGAAGGGGCUUUGCCAUGGUGACCAAUGAGAGCCCUCUAAGGACAUUGUUCAGACCAGACGAAGUGGAGCUGCUCAUUUGUGGUAGUGAGGACUAUGACUUUGUAGCCCUUGAAAAUGCCUGUGAUUAUGAUGGUGGAUUUGACAAGAACUCACAAACUAUACGAGACUUUUGGGAGGCAGUUCACAGUUUUACAGACGCUCAGAAGCGUCAGCUGGUUCAGUUUACGACGGGCACGGACCGGGUACCAGUUGGUGGGCUCUCCAAACUCAAACUGAUCAUCGCACGCAAUGGACCGGACUCCGACAGGUUACCGACAGCACACACAUGCUUCAAUGUUCUCCUGCUGCCAGACUACCAGAACAAAGACAAGCUGAAAGAGCGACUCCUCAAGGCCAUCACAUACUCGAAAGGCUUCGGGCUUCUCUGAACACACUGCGUCUGUGAUAUAUUUAACAAUUAACAUCAUGUUUCAACAGGACAAGGCUGGAAAAAACAUAUAUAGCUUUGCUUGUCCAUUGUGCAAAAUAUCUGAUUGCUUUCUUUGUCCUUUAAUGUCAAAUGUUUUAUGAUAUCAAUUAUUGAUAAGGGCUGAAUUCACAAAGCACCUAUGGGAUAUCUUAAGGGCAAAUUUCAGAUCAAAUGUGUCUUGUUCUGUGAUAUUGGGCAAAAUGCAUGUGCGUAAAGUGUCGUCCCAGAUUAGCCUGUGCAGUCUGCACAGGCUAAUCAGGGACGACACUUUCCGCUUUAAUGGUACAUGUAUUUUUCGUUUAAAUGAAGUCCUUUUUUUACCCCAAAUCUAGUUUAAGUGAAAAGUGUCGUCCCUGAUUAGCCUGUGCGGACUGCACAGGCUUAUCUGGGACGACACUUUACGCACAUGCAUUAUGCCCAGUUUUCUCAGAAUAUGACACAAAUUUUCUGUAAGAAAUGUGAUGUUUUUUGCUUACAAAAGGUUAAAAUAUUACUCACCAAAGUAAUAUUAACUCUUUGCUACAUAAAUAUUAUAAUAACUAACAAAAGCAAAUGAAGAAACUUACAGAACUUUAUGAAUUUAAGGAAUGUCCUUUAAUUUUCUGUAAGAAGCUUUGUGAUUACGGGCCCAGAAGCUAAAUAAUGAGGGCUGCCUCUCUCUGUUUGUCUACCAUUACGUGUCCAUGGAUUUGAUAUAAAUUGAUUGAAUAAUACAACCAUGUGCUUUUAUUUUCCACUGAAGGACAGUCCUUGAUUGACAUAUUGCAACUUGGCAAUUUAUAUACUGAUUCCUUUAACCAGUUCAAUUCCUUUGUCCUUGCAUAUGGCAAACUGGGCAAUAUAUGAGUUUAAUUUUGCCACCCUUGCUUUAAAAAAAUUUACAGAUAGAGUCACAAAACUUGUGCAUUGAUUUGAUGUUUUUUUGUUGUUGUUUUUGUUGACGAAAGCUAUUAAGUGUCUAUCAAAUUGUACACUAUUAUUUACACUAUUAUUUAGACAUUGUUCAUGUGCUAUUUUCUUAAUCUAUUUAUUUUAUUGAAAUGGAAAUUUGGUAUGUGCAAAAGAGUGAUUACUUUUGCUUGAUUACAGUGCAAAACGUUCUGUGGCGUCUCAUCUGGAUCCAAACUGUUUGCAAAAGCCUUCAAAAUUCGGUUCCAGCACUGAGAGAGUUAAAUGAUACCACAAACCUUGUGUGACUGUAACAAAUGGCAUAGCUCCUGAACACACUGCGCUCGUGCAGGCUCCAGUCUGGAAACACUCUGGCCGCAUAUAGCAGAACAUUCAUGUUUGCAUGAUGUGGGUCAAGCGAUUAUUUAUCUUUUCAAAAAAUUUGUUUUCCUAGUUUUGCUAACUGCAGGUUUUGCUAACUGCAGUUAAAAAAUUGGUCUUGAUUGGAUUUUUGGAAAAAUAUGCCAUUAUUAUGUUUAUUUCACGGAGAAGACUAGUUGGUUACGGUUUACUUCAAUCAUGCCAGUACGAUAAACAAACUUGCUAGAGAAAUAGUGCACUAGUAUUAAAAACUGAGUUUGGUCAUUAUCCAUUUCUCAUCUGUAAGUUCAGUUCACAAGGGCAACAUUUAAAAUGUUUGCCAAGUUGAAAAUGUGCGUUUUUUCCAUUAAACGUAUGACAUGUAUUUCCAUUAAAUGUAUAAAUGCUCACUUAUCUUGCUUCUCAUAUCGUACUUUGUAAAUGUUUAAUUCAGUGAUUUCUUAUAUGAUGUAUGUGUAUUAUUAAUGAGGAUUCACGAAGGCAUGUCAGGAGCUAUCCUUUCCCCUAUAGUCAUGUGAGGUUUGGUGGUCUCAGUAGCCCACAAGGUAGUUCCUGACUGUGCGAAUGCAUGGCAUUCUGACAAUAAAUACCAGGCAAAUAAACAUUUUGCGUGAAAUAACGAAGCAUAAAGAUUAAGUUCAUACUAGGGUUUGUUUCUGACCAAGUUUAUGGAAGUAUGUGUAAUAGGAUAAACACAUGUGAACCAAUAAUACAAAUUUCAAUCAAUAUUUUCUUACUUGUAUUUCUAUGAACUUAAAAACAAGUCAUCAAACAUGGAAAAAGAUUUGUUUUCCGAAAUUCAAAUUAAACAUUUUAAUUAAUGUACCGUUACUUGUUGAAAUAUUAAAUAUCCACUUAAUGAGUGUUUGGUUUAAUUCCAACUUAAGAUAUAUUUAUUAAUAACAUGUUACAUGCCAUGUUUAUGUUUCCAUACAGUAAAAGUAAGCUGAAGAUUUGGCUGU
Messenger RNA from Dreissena polymorpha, 5128 nucleotides. Its product is annotated as ubiquitin-protein ligase E3A-like. Gene Ontology annotation, biological process: protein polyubiquitination. Lineage: Eukaryota; Metazoa; Mollusca; Bivalvia; Myida; Dreissenidae. The transcript is spliced from 11 exons. The record is from RefSeq and is a predicted model, not a curated record. Bases 148 to 2856 code for a protein of 902 amino acids. Gene Ontology annotation, molecular function: ubiquitin protein ligase activity.